AUGCCUGGGUCAGAAACUGCCUUAGAGGAACUGAUGUGCCGGGUGCUAGGAGACUUACUACAAGAGGGUGUUGUCGCCAAAUUAGCGGAUGACCUAUAUUGUGGUGGAAAUUCGGAAGAAGAACUUGUCUCAAAUUGGAGUCGUGUGUUAGCAGCUCUUCAGGAGAAUAACUUGAAACUUAAGCCCACCAAGACAGUCAUCUGUCCAAAGUCUACAACAAUUCUUGGCUGGACUUGGACACAGGGUAAACUUUCUGCAUGUAAUCACCGCCUAGCAACUCUGUCUACAUGCCCAGCUCCAGCUACUAUUCAUGGUUUACGCUCAUUUAUUGGUGCUUAUAAAUUUUUAGGCCGCGUCCUACCAAACUGUUCCCAGAUGAUGGCAUCUCUAGAUAAUAUUGUUGCUGGCAAGAACUCUUCAGAAAAAAUUUCCUGGAAUGAUGAUUCUAUUAAGCACUUCCAGAAUGCACAGGCUGCUCUAACAUCCCAUAGGUCUAUCCUUCUCCCUCGAUCCACAGAUCAGCUAUGGAUAGUUACAGAUGGUUCAGUGAAAAAUCAUGGCAUUGGUGCUACAUUAUAUGUCACCUGUAAUGACAAGUUGUUCCUUGCAGGCUUUUUCAGUGCUAAACUUCGAAAACAUCAGCAGGUCACAUGGCUACCUUGUGAGGUUGAAGCUCUUAGUAUAGCAGCGGCAGUGAAGCAUUUUAGCCCUUACAUUAUACAGUCAGAUUUACAAGCAUGUGUUCUCAGUGACAGUAAACAAUGUGUACAAGCCAUUGAAAAGUUAUGCCGAGGAGAGUUUUCCGCCAGCCCAAGAAUAACGUCUUUUCUCUCGAUCGUUAGUCGAUACCAGGUCAAUCUUAAACACCUUGCUGGCUCCGCCAAUAUUCCGUCUGAUUUUGCAAGCCGAAAUGCUCCCAGUUGUGACAAUCUAGGUUGCCAGAUAUGUACUUUCAUCAGACAUACUGAGGACUCUGUUGUUAGAACAAUACAAGUAGAAGACAUACUUACCAGUGUCAGCCACUUACCAUUUACUACCAGGUCAGCUUGGAGAGCGGUACAGUCUGAGUGCCCUGACUUGAGGCGUGUUCAUGCUCAUUUAUCACAAGGCACACGACCCUCGAAGAAACUCACGAACAUACGAGAUGUUAAACGUUACUUAUCUGUUGCUUCAAUUGCAAGGGAUGGUCUACUAGUUGUUACAUGUACAGAAUCUUUGUCUGCACCUGUGGAGUUGAUAGUCGUUCCAAGAUCAACUCUUGAUGGCUUGGUCACUGCUUUACACAUCAAAUUAGAUCACCCAUCUAAACAUCAGUUACAACAGGUUAUGAGGCGUCAUUUUUAUGCCCUAGAUUUGAGCCAGGCUGUGGAAAAAGCAACCGAUACUUGUCAUACUUGUGCGUCCUUGCGCAGAUUUCCUCCAGGUCUUCUAAAACAAUCUACAGAAGACCCUCCUGAAGCAGUUGGCUUAUCGUUCGCUGCAGAUGUCAUGAAACGUAGUAAACAAUUAGUGCUCGUUUUACGCGAAACUUCAACUUCAUACACUGUCGCGUCCUUCAUUGACAAUGAAAAAUCAGACACUGUUAGAGAUACAUUAAUAUGUCUUUGUACUGAGUUACACCCUAUACAUGGACCUCCUGCAGUAAUAAGAGUUGAUCCAGCUCCUUGUUUCAUAGCAUUACGCGAAGACAACCUGUUUCAUCGACUUAAUAUAAUUCUAGACAUAGGUCGGGUUAAAAAUGUCAAUAAGAAUCCAGUGGCUGAAAAGGGAAUCUUAGAGCUUGAAGAUGAAAUUAUUCGUAUAGAGCCAGGUGGCGGACCUAUUUCGAAAACACAGCUCGCAAUUGCUGUCGCUAAACUUAAUUGUCGCAUUCGGCGUGAGGGGUUAUCUGCCAGGGAGUUAUGGACACAGAGAAGUCAAUUCACGCAUUAG
Mercenaria mercenaria is the source of this 1932-nucleotide messenger RNA. RefSeq lists its product as uncharacterized. Bases 1 to 1932 code for a protein of 643 amino acids. NCBI's taxonomy places the organism in Eukaryota, Metazoa, Mollusca, Bivalvia, Venerida, Veneridae. Gene Ontology annotation, molecular function: nucleic acid binding. Gene Ontology annotation, biological process: DNA integration. The record is from RefSeq and is a predicted model, not a curated record. The transcript has a single exon.